Messenger RNA from Oryza sativa Japonica Group (Japanese rice), 714 nucleotides. The record is from RefSeq and is a predicted model, not a curated record. NCBI's taxonomy places the organism in Eukaryota, Viridiplantae, Streptophyta, Magnoliopsida, Poales, Poaceae.
CUCCCACCUCAGGACUUAAGGGGGCAGAGAAAACCCCUUCUUCUUCCUCCCCUUUCAUCUUCACUGCUUGUUCUUUCUUUUCUUCCUCAAGCUGAGCUCUCAUCUCACUUCUCCUCCCCAAAUCCCAUCCAAUAGCCCAAGAUCAAUCCCUGCAUGUUAGAUCACAACAAUCCCCAUCAUCCAAGCUUUCCAUCCAUCCGAACAUCUUGCACAUGCAUGGAGAGUUGAGAGAGAUCGAAAUAGGAGAAGAGAGUGGUGGUUUCAGCCUGCAUGGUUGCAGCAGCAACAUGACUUUGUUUCCCUCCAUUUGGUCAUCCAUCUCCAUUAUUGCAGCUAGGAUGUGGCUGCAGCUCAUUUCGGUUGAAGCAGCCUUAGAUUCGGAGAUUCCGGAGAGUAACGAGCCAUAUCCCGAGGAGGAUAGUGACUACCCUCAGCAGCAAGGAGAGGAUUCCGGUUAUGAGUUAUGCUUCUUGUGUGGUCAUUGCUCUACCGAGGGCGGCGAGGGCAAUGAGUGAUCUCUUGCAGCUUGGCUCUUGCCCGUUUGGUUUGCCCUAGUGGGGUUGAGGCACCACUGAUUUUAUCUUUUGCUUAUGAACUAUAUUUGAGACUUCCACUGCUAUAUUUAUGUGUUGUAUGUUGGGACCUCGGACCCUAUUAUGUGUCAUGUAUCUCGCUGCUCUUUGACCCUAUUAUGGUACUUGCUAUGUUUAUUAA